Molecule: messenger RNA, 4775 nt
Organism: Amphibalanus amphitrite
Lineage: Eukaryota; Metazoa; Arthropoda; Thecostraca; Balanomorpha; Balanidae
Product: vinculin-like
Exons: 22
Coding region: 174-3212 (1012 amino acids)
Biological process (GO): cell adhesion
Cellular component (GO): actin cytoskeleton
Molecular function (GO): structural molecule activity; actin filament binding
Source: RefSeq, a predicted model, not a curated record
AGCUUUGGUGACGCCGGGGACGAGUGAGGAGGGGUGGGAACACGCGUGCGGAUUUUAUGUGUUUCCGACCAGCAGUCUGAGCAGUGAGCGGUGUAAAUCGGAGGGUUACUGGCAAAUAUCGUAUCGUCGGUUGUGUGAAGUGUGACUUCAAGGGGAGCAAGGCUUUGUGCAAAAUGCCUGUGUUCCACACCAAAACGAUCGAGAGCAUCCUUGAGCCUGUUGCGCAGCAGGUCUCUCGGUUGGUUAUUCUCCAUGAGGAGGCUGAAGAUGGAAAUGCCAUGCCUGAUCUGGAGCGGCCAGUGCUGGCUGUCUCACGGGCUGUCAACAACCUGGUCAAGGUGGGCCGAGAGACCAUCAACUCGAGCGACGACCCGCUGCUGCGUCAGGACAUGCCGGCCUCGCUGACCCGGGUCGACGACGCCAGCAAACAGCUCGAGGAUGCGUCGCACAUGCUCAAAAUGGACCCGUACUCGCAGCCCGCCAGGCGGAAGCUGAUCGAGGGCUCGCGAGGAAUCCUUCAGGGCACCUCCUCGCUGCUCCUCUGUUUCGACGAGUCCGAGGUGCGCAAGAUCAUCCGCGAGUGCAAAAAGGUGCUCGACUACUUGGCCGUCGCCGAGGUCAUUGAGAGCAUGGGUGACCUGGUGCAGUUCGUCAAGGAUCUCAGUCCCUGUCUGACCAAGGUGUCACGUGACGUGGACGCCCGAGAGAAGGAGCUCACCCACCAGGUUCACCGGGAGAUGCUGAUGCGCUGUCUGGAGCAGGUCAAAACGCUGGCUCCCAUCCUCAUCUGUAGCAUGAAAAUCUUCAUACAGAUCAUCACACAGUCGUCUGGGAAGGGCGCUGACGAGGCGGCCGAGAACCGCAACUACCUCUCGGGCCGGAUGGGGGACGAGAUCACCGAGAUCAUCCGCGUGCUGCAGCUGACUACCUACGACGAGGAUGAAUGGGAGGCCGACCUGCUGACCGUGCUGAAAAAGGCCGAAAACGCCAUCGGACCGAAACUGCAGGCGGCCAACGACUGGCUACAGGAUCCCCAGGCGGUGCGUGGCGGGGUCGGUGAGAAGUCGCUCCGAAACGUCCUGGAGUUGGCCGGCCGCGUGGCGGACCGCGUGGCGCCCCAGGACCGGGACGCCAUCCACAAAAUGACCGGAGACAUCGGCGCCAUGACCGACGCCCUCUGCGAGCUGCGGCAGAACGGACAGGGCGCCACUCCGCAGGCUCAGACGCUGGCCCGCAGCGUGCAGUCGCAGCUAGCGGCGCUCCAGGACCGCGUGCACGCGGCUGUGGCCAACGUGGAGCGCUCGGGCGUCCAGCAGCCGGCGCACACGCUCUCCGGCCGGCUGGAGCAGGCGCGCCGCUGGCUGGCCGAGCCGGCCGCCGCCGAGCCGGCCGCGGCGGCGCUCGGCCAGCGGGCCAUCCAGUUGGUGGUGGACGAGGGACGCCGCGCGGCCGACAGUCUGGCCGGCCCCCAGCGCCGCCAUCUGCAGACGCUCUGUGAUGAUGCGGACAUGCUGUCCCGGCAGCUGGGAGACAUGGUGCGCCGCGGCGAGGGCGACUCGCCACAGGCGCAGGCCGUCGCCAGGCAACUGGCUGAUAAGCUGACCCAGCUCAAGGACCAGAUCCACGGAGCCCUCGUCGAUAGGGUGGUCGAAGACUUUGUCGACAUCGUGACGCCGCUCAAACAGUUCAGCGAGGCCACCCUGGCGCCAGAGGGCACGCCGGGCCGCCAGGAGGCGUUCACCGACAAGGCCGACAAGCUGCAACGGUUCAGCACGCAGGCGGCCCGCACCGGCCGAAUGGUGGCCACCGCCGGAGCCUCGGGCAACAAGAAACUCUCCGAGGCGCUGCAGUCGUCGGCCACUGAGGUGGAGAGUCUGCACCCGCAGCUGGUGAACGCGGGCAGUAUCCGCCUCCAGUACCCGGAGAACAAGGCUGCCGACGAGCACUUUGAGAACCUGCGCCGCCAGUACGCCGAGACCAUCAGCCGCGUGCGCGACCUCAGCGACGAGGCCAUCGACGCGGCCCAGUUCGUCAGGCAGUCUGAGGAGCUGAUUAAGCAGCACGCGGACCGCUGUGAGGUGGCUGUUCAGAGGCGCCAGCCACAGGAGGUGGUCGAGAACACGUCCGGAAUCGCCAGACUGGCAAACCGUGUGCUGAUGGUGGCGAAGAAGGAGUCGGACAACUCAGAGGACCAGCGUUUUAUCGCCGAGAUCACAGCCGCCAGCGACAGACUGCAGAGAGGAGUGACCCCGAUGGUUCAGAGCGCCAAGGAGGUGGCCAUCAACCCGGCUGACCCGGGGUCGGUCGAGCGCUGGCGGUCCGCUAACCGGGAGCUGCUGGGAGCCGUGGCCCAGGUCCGGCGGGCCAUCGGACCCGGCGUGGAUCUGUCCGCGGGAGUGGCCCAGAUGCAGCUCAAUGGUAGCGCCCCCUCCCGGCCGCCGCCGCCGGCCGCGCUGGCGUCUCACUACACUGCCGCAGGCGAGCCGCCCCUGUACUCACAGCCGUGGGCGGUGUCACCAGAGGAGGAAGAGUCGGCGCCGCCGCGGCCGCCGCCGCCGUCCGGUGACCAGCCGCCGCCGCGCCCCCCGCCGCCGGCCGAGACCGAUGACGAGGAGGACAGCCAGCUGUUCCGGCACGCGCCACCCGCCAACCAGCCCAUCAUGGCCGCCGCGCACGGACUUCAUCAGGAGGUGGCUCAGUGGAGCAGCAAGGACAACGACAUCAUCGCGGCCGCCAAGCGUAUGGCCCAGCUGAUGGCCCAGCUCAGUCAGCUGGUCCGCGGUGAGGGCGGCGGGAACAAGAGGGACCUGAUCGCCUGCGCCAAGGCCAUCGCCGAGGCGUCCGAGGAGGUCACACGGCUGGCCAAGGAGCUGGCGCACGAGUGUACCGAUAAGAGGAUGAGGACGCAACUGCUGCAGGUGUGCGAGCGUAUUCCGACGAUCGGCACCCAGCUGAAGAUCCUCUCCACCGUCAAGGCCACUAUGCUGGGUGCACAGGGCGAGGACGCAACGUUUGAGCUGCGAGAAGACGGCAUAGUGACCAGCGGCACGGAGGAGGACCAGGAGGCCACCGACAUGCUGGUCGGUAACGCCCAGAACCUGAUGCAGUCGGUGAAGGAGACGGUGCGCGCCACAGAGGCGGCCAGCAUCAAGAUGAGGACGGACGCGGGCAUCCAGCUACGCUGGGUGCGCCGCUCACCCUGGUACCAGUAGGGGAGAGCAGUUCUGGUCGGAGGAGGUGGUCACAGAGCCUGUGGCGGGGAUGGACCGGGACUGGCCCAAGAGGAAGGCCUCUCAGUGUCGGGAGUAAGUUGUGGGAGUUGACAAGGCCAUUCGGCCUGGUAUUUGGAUAAAUCUGUUGCGGAUACUUGGAUAACUCCGGCACUGGCGAGAACGAACUGAUACCUGUGUCACUCCGAUACUGGAACUGCGGUAGCGGGCCCGGCCCAAUGACCGGCGCCCGUUGCGGGGCCAGGGUUCGGUUCUCAGUUGAGCUGCUGACACCACCGCAAGUGGCUAAGGUAGGCAAAUACUGGCCCUGGAUGAUUCACAUGGCUCCUAUCUUAUGCCAAACUAGCAGUAGCACUGGACAAAAACAGUCCGGUAUUCUCUCCUGAACUGGUCAUCGGACGAACUGAAACUGGAGUGGCGUGCCAGAAACACGUGUAACUGCUACUUUAGCUGCAGUUGGUGCCUCUAGGGCUCUAGUACAUGUGCAGAGCAGCCAUGAACAUUUUUUUUGGACUAGCGUUGGGUCUGACUGGAAAACGUCAGUCCAUCAGAAGCAUGUCUCGGAUGCAGUAUAAAAACUUAACUUGGCAGCAUCGCUAGGGACGAAUAUGUCAUCCUGCUGUCAUCCUGGGUCGUCUGGCUGGUCUGCUAUUAAACGUUAUAUUAUUAACAUUCAAUAAGUAUGUAUGCCGCUAUGUAAGGUUGCCAACGAAUUACUUUGGUUUUGUGAAUGUUGCUUGGCAUUUGUAAGCUCUUUUUGCAUGUUUUGGAACUGUUGUUUUUACUCUCAUUUUGUCGUUUUCGUUCUUGGAUUUUUGGAUUUUUUCUUUUGAUGCAUACUAUGGUGAAACGGAAUCUGUUUUUGAUAACUUUUCUCAGCGGAAAAAGUAUUUAUGAAGAUUUUAUAGGUGAAACCAGGUGCCUUUCUGAGCUCUGGGCAAUGAAUGUAUUCGGUGGGUGUUUUUGUAUGCUCUUUGAGGCGUGUCUAUUGCUGGCAUUUUGUCUUCCUGAGAUGGUUUUAGUGGUACAUUUAGCCUAGGCGCGUGUGAGUCAGAGCCCGAGUAGGCGAGCUUGAGAAAUGUCUUAAUUUUAAUCUGCCUAAUGCAAUACUUUUGUCCCUUAAUUGCUGUGAAACAGCCUCAGAACGUGCGUCUCUCUACGUUUGUGGCUGAGCUCGUAAUCCCGUGGUUUUUGUCUGCUUAUAGUGUGUCUGAUUCUGUGAUCCGAUUAAGGAUCACGUAUUGUGCGACAAGUUGCGUGCGUGCGUAUACUGAUCGAUGAUUGGUCCGAUGCUUCGCCGUCCGGUCGGCGAUUGGCCGCCGUCGCGCCUUGGCGGCUGCUGAUUGGUCGCUGCACAUCCGUCGCAGCCCGUGAUUGGUCGUUGUCAGGUCGUCGCAUUCACUGAUUGGUCGCGGUCGUCCAACUCGACACGUGCGAGUCUUGUUGGCGGCGCCUCGCAUUCAGGAGAUCCGACGACACUAGCCUAACCGAAACGCUGUGAAGUUGCCAACUAACAAUAACUGGAAUAUAAACAAUAGCUUGGUA